Messenger RNA from Seminavis robusta, 616 nucleotides. NCBI's taxonomy places the organism in Eukaryota, Bacillariophyta, Bacillariophyceae, Naviculales, Naviculaceae. The record is from the annotation of a GenBank genome assembly.
CACGAAUAGAGUACUGGUACCGGGUAGCUAGUAUUGCAGUUCAUUGAAAUGGGUGCUGGAGAUUCUCUCAUAAUCUAAAAUAAGAGGUAAACAUGGAGUCGUUUGUUGACACCCGCGCGUGAUGUCCGGCGCUGUUCUUUGGAUCUUUCACAUCCACGAUGGAGGCAAUCAAGAGUUCGCGAGUUCGCAACCCUGUUACCCUUUGAGGAGCUCACAAUCCAGCCCAAACGAAAAAAAGAGAAGAUACUUCACUUCCCCAUCUAAAGUCAAAUCACAAUCAUCCACCAUGCCAGAAGGAGAUAAGCCCGCUGUCCAAGAAGCCCCCAAGGGAGCCGUCCCAGAAGAAGGUCCCAAGACCACCAACUUUUUGAAGGUCGACAGGUCCCUCCGCCCCGAAGGAUUCCACAUUGAAGGCAGUGGCGCCAAGUAAUUCGAGGAGUCGAGUGAGGCGGAAGCAGGUCGAGUUGGAUCGUGUCCCGAUAGUAUGUAGUGUUUUGAGCGUCACUGUCGGCGUCUUGGGACGUUGCGAAUGAUGGAGGGACGAGACGGCUCUUGUUGUGGAUUUACGGAAGAGAUACUUUUUUCAAAUUAAGCAAAUAUAGGUGUUAUUGUGACC